This is a messenger RNA of Trichomonas vaginalis G3, 1050 nucleotides long. RefSeq names its product Prim-pol domain family. The transcript has a single exon. The annotation marks the transcript as partial. The record is from RefSeq and is a predicted model, not a curated record. NCBI's taxonomy places the organism in Eukaryota, Parabasalia, Trichomonadida, Trichomonadidae.
AUGACAGCAACAAACAACAGCAACAGCAACUUUAUCAUUUCUGAUGAACAAGUUAUUGAUUCAUUAGCUGAGGAAUUAGUUGUGGCAGAAACUAAAACCCUCAACGAAAGAAUUGGUGAAAACAAGAUUGAUUUACAUAACUACCUCAAACAUGAUGGAGGAAGAGGAAGGAAAACUGGUACAGCUUUAUUAGUAAAUAAAAUUUCAAAUUUAACGAUUAUAGAUGUUGAUAUCAAUAAAUCGUACAAUGAUGAACUUAAAGAAACAGUUAGAAAAGACAUUUUAUCAAAACUUUCGGAUAAAGAUGUUAUCGUUAAAACCGCUUCAGGAGGUCUUCACAUUUAUUGCAACACUAAUUUCUUCUAUUCAGUUUCGAACAGAAUGAUUAAAUGUUAUUCCUGCAAUGAUUAUGAUAUCGAUAUCAUGACUUCUAUUGAUGAUUCAAAGCGUUCAUUAGUAGUUAUGGCUGAUUCAAGAGUUCGCAAGAAUGCAUCAGAACCAAUCAAUACAUACUCAUUCAUUCGUGGAAGUUAUGAUUCAACAUUAACUAGAACAGUGAAUGAUAUAUUAAAUGAUUUGAAUAUUAAGGUAAGAGUUGAACAGAAGAAUGAAGAAAUAAAGACUAUCAUGAAUGAAAACAAAGAUGUAAACAUUGACGAUAAACUUGCCCAGAGCAUAGUUGAUGGCAUUAGUGAUUUUGAAGUACAUAAUGAUGGUGGAAACAUGAAUUUAGAAAAAGAAAUAACAUUGUUCACACUGUUUCAAGCUAUUAAUUCGUUACCUAAUCAUUUAAUUAAUGAAGCAUACGAUAACGUUUAUAACUUCUGCAGUUUAACAGAAAAUGCAAAAAGUAAUUUUGAAAAAGCACGUAGUAGAUAUGCACAUUUAAUGACUUCUCCAUUUGUUUUAGUGAAGAUUCUAAAACUUUAUCAAAAGGAAUAUUAUGAUGAAUAUGUUUUACCUUUAUUACGUAAGCCAAAAAUAACAUUUGAUAUCAAACUUGAUGACUCGUUUUUGAUAACAGAUAUUAGACGCAAGGCUGAAAAUCAU